UGAACACGAGAUUCCUCCCGCCCUACCGGCAUUCUCGUUGCAUCAGCUGUCAGCGGCAUUCAGACCGCCAAUUCAAACCGGAUUACCACUGGAAAUUCACAAACUCAAGGAUAUAUAUAUAUACGGAGCGAGAUUGGAAACGAUGUAUGUGUCGGAGGACGCCGCUUUGCCUGCGUUUUUUGAAAUACUAGAAACCGGAGCGCCGGUGGGACAUCCUUCCACCUCAUCACUAUGAGCUCUGAACGCCGCUGUGGCGAGUGAAUUCACCGCGCGAUCGGUUUUGAACCUUAUCCCAGAACAUAUCACACGGACUGCUGAAAGAAUUAAACAAUAAGUAACUUCGGAAGCUUUCUCAAUGCGCAUCUGUCACGCAUCUUGACUGGAAAACAGGCGCCGCUCCCCACGCGCUCGCCUCGCGCGCAGACGGACUUUAACGGUACUUUAUAUCGCCGGAGUUUAGUGGCAUGCAUCAGCGCGGAUCGCUGGUCUCUCCGCUGCUCAGUGGUGUUUUCUGCCAGUGCCGCUCGGAGGAGUAUCAGGGCUCGGACCCCGGUGGGGGACGCGGUGGUGGUGGCCGGACUCUGGGCUCCGCGACGUCUCUGUCUGAUCACCGCCAUGAUGACUCCUGCGACUCCCCGCAUCACUGCCCGGUGUGCGGCGGACCCGAGCAGGAGCAUCGGCUGAAGCUGCUCUUCCAGAUCCUGGAUGUCAACGGGGAUGGAGGCAUCUGUGUCAACGACCUGACCAUCGGAUUGAAAAAGCUGGGGGUCCAUCGCACCGAACAUGAACUCAAGAAAAUCGUCAAGGCUGGAGACAAAGACUUGGACGGUCAGCUGGACUUUGAAGAGUUUGUGCACUACCUGAGGGACCAUGAGAAGAAACUGAGGCUGGUCUUCAAGAGUCUUGAUAAAAAGAACGAUGGUCGCAUAGAUUCGCAGGAGAUCAUGCAGUCACUAAGAGACCUCGGGGUUCACAUAUCUGAGGAGCAGGCUGAAAAGAUCCUCAAGAGAAUAAGGAGGGGUCAUAUAUGUGCCCCUAUAAUGUAUAUGGAUAAAAACGGUACGAUGACGAUUGAUUGGAAUGAAUGGAGAGAUUACCAUCUGCUUCAUCCCGCCGACAACAUUCCCGAAAUCAUUCUCUACUGGAAGCACUCUACGAUAUUUGACGUAGGGGAAAGCAUGUUGGUCCCUGAUGAGUUCACAGCAGAGGAGAAGAAAACAGGAAUGUGGUGGCGACAUCUUGUAGCAGGAGGUGGAGCUGGCGCUGUGUCCCGUACCUGUACAGCACCCCUGGACCGCCUUAAGGUUCUCAUGCAGGUUCACGCGUCACGCAGCAACACCAUGGGCAUCGCUGGAGGAUUCGUCCAAAUGAUCCGCGAAGGUGGACUCCGCUCGCUGUGGAGAGGGAACGGUAUCAAUGUUUUGAAGAUCGCACCUGAGUCCGCUAUCAAGUUCAUGGCCUAUGAGCAGAUUAAGCGGCUGAUUGGCAGCAAUCAGGAGACGCUGGGGAUCCUGGAGAGGCUGGUUGCUGGGUCUCUAGCAGGAGCUUUUGCUCAGAGCAGCAUCUACCCCAUGGAGGUCUUAAAAACUCGCCUUGCCCUGGGAAGGACGGGUCAGUACUCUGGUAUCAUGGACUGCGCUAAAUAUAUAUUUAAGAAGGAGGGACUGACAGCCUUCUACAAAGGUUAUAUUCCCAAUAUGUUGGGAAUCAUUCCGUAUGCCGGAAUAGACCUGGCUGUUUAUGAGACAUUAAAAAACUCGUGGCUGCAGAGGUUUGCUACGGACAGUGCUGAUCCAGGUGUCUUUGUGCUGCUAGCCUGUGGUACGAUGUCUAGUACCUGUGGACAGUUAGCAAGCUACCCGUUAGCCUUAGUGAGGACACGAAUGCAGGCUCAAGCAGCUACUCAGGAAGGCAGCCCACAGAUGACCAUGACUGGUCUCUUCAGACACAUUGUACGAACAGAGGGCGCUAUUGGACUCUAUAGAGGCUUGGCACCCAACUUUAUGAAGGUCAUUCCUGCUGUUAGCAUCAGUUAUGUGGUGUAUGAGAACCUAAAGAUCACCCUUGGCGUCCAGUCCCGGUGAGGGGGAACCCAAAGACUGUUAAAAUCCUUAAUGGCUUUUGUUUUUCCUCUCAACUUUUCUUUUGAACUACUGAAAGAGAUCGCCCAGGAUGGCCAGGUUGCACUCGGAGAGAAGCGUAUCAACAGUCGGCAAAGAGAGAGCUUGCAUGAAGGGGGAAGACGAAAGGUUUAACUUUAUUCGAUGAAGGGAAGCGUAACUGGAAUAUAUGAGCCCAGGGACAUGCGUAGAAAUACCUCUCUGCAUUAAAUAUACAAUCCUAGCUUUAAGUAAACCGCGAUCGUCUCGUCUGUAUUGGAUCCAGACACUCCGGAGGUCGCAGGGUUGCGUUCGCUAUAUUUCAGUAGGGACCAAUUACAUGCAAGACGUUUCGGAAAAACUACUUUAUGGAAAGGAAGGGCCAAACACCUGACGGCUAGAUUUACUAAAGCUUUUGGUAUAAGCAAAUUUCCUUUAAGAAAAUAGCACUGCAUCCAUUAAUUAACUCGUUUAAACUGCACAGCUGGAAUUGAAUGGCUAAAGGCUUUAGUAGAUGUUAUGCUAAUAAUCUUGGUGUAGUCCCUUCAGAUCGCUGAUUCGUCAAUCCACUGGAUGGCAGUGUUCGUUAAAAAAAAAAGAAAGAAAUAGAAACAGGGCCAGGCAUAAAUUUGUUACAAGAUCACCCACAUACUUGCUUUUCACUGGCAUCAUUUCCUGCUUGUAUUAUUCUAGGAUACACUCCUUUGUAUUAUUACGUUAAUCGACAUGCCAGUUUUCGCUUCUUUAAAGGGAUAGUGUGUAACAAGGGAAAUAUACGUCUUAUUCAUCAAAUUGUCCCAAUAUUGUUGAGGACUUUUCAAUGUUAAUUUAUUAUAAUUUUUUUAUGUUGUAUAUUUAUUUCAUUUCAAUUUGAAGGUUACUAUAACAAGAAGACUUUAUUAAAUUAAAAACUAUAUGUGCACACACUCCCAGUGGUGACCGGCAGCUAAUCGCUUUUAAGACUUUGGCUCAGUUUUAAAUGUAAUUGGUUGAGUUCUGUGUCUAGAUGGACACUGCCAGGUCUUAGGUUGAAGAAAACAAUGCUACACAUUGAUUCGUUUUUACAUUCAAACAGUUAUAGUUCAUAAAUUGGUAAUAUACGCGCAGUGUAAAUACAGUUUCUCACCAGUAUUAGUUUGCAAGGAUUUCAAGCAUAACUAUAACACUCAUUUAAACUCACUCUAGUCGAUAUUUAAGCACUUUAUUUUAAUAAAAAUAAACCAGACUUGAAUUUUUAGGAGGAUUUACAAUGGGAUGCUAGCGUUCGGUAAUUGUAGUGGUCGUGAUUUAAGCAAAUAUUAUUUUUCUGCAUUUAUGAUUAAUGUUUGUGGCAGGUCGGGGGCAUGAGGUUUUUGUAAAGGAAACACUAAAAAGGUACAAUAUAGCUUCAAAAAUGAUUUGACUCUACUUUGCAGCAGUAGGCAAGUAUCCUGUAUAUUUGCAUACGACAUAUUUCUGGAUCGGCAUCCCGAUGUGCAUUUUGACGGACAAGGAAUAAAUAAACUGCCCUUACAGCUAUUGCAUGUGAAGUGAAAACCCACCAGUUCAAUGGGUUGCUGCCCUUUGUAAUUCUACGAGACCAUAGUGCUAAUAGAGUUGCCUUAUUUAUGAAUAUAAAAAGCUGCUUUUAGACUAUUUGGGGGAAGUGAGACUGAAAUAUUUUUCUAGUGUUUUGAUUCUCAGGGAGGUCUCGGAUACUCCUGUGCAGACGAGACCUCUGAGACUUUUCUCCGUUGAGAUCUGGAACGGAUAUCUGCAUUUUUGUAACUUGUAUGGAGAGUCUGUGCAGGCCCGGGAUCAGUUGGCCUUUCUCAAGCCUCCUAAAAGUGACUUGGAUCAGUGAAAACGGCAAAUACCCUUCUGUGUCCCGAUGGUGGUUCAACUAAACUCAGCUGUGACCCGAUUCUCUUUGAAUCAAUCCAGUCUUUGUAACGCAUGUAUGUGUGUCUUGUCUGAGUAUGCACAAAAAUUGCACUGUAGAGUCUUUACAGGGCUUUAAAAGCUGCCUGUCUCGUAACGGAUGCAGCUUUUUUUGGUUUGUUUGGUUUUGCAUUUUGCACCUUUUUUUUCCCCUGUUUCUCACAGGAGAAAUCUUUGGACUCCUCUGGACUUGUGAGCUCGACCCAUUAGAGUGGUUGUCCUGAGACUAAAGGCUUUAGAUUGUGUGUGCGUGUUUGUGGCGUUCAACACAAUCGAGGAAUGCCGCCCUUCGAGACUUCAUGUAAUCUAUCGCCUUACCGUUCAGCUGUUUGGUAGUGAGUGUAACUGCGCCACGUUCACCACACGUAUAUCAGUAUGUGCUGUUGCUGGGGUACCGCGAAUAUCGUAAACAUACACACUAAUGAAAUAUCCAAACACGUGUACUGCAAAACAUAUCUAGAUGUGAAGACACAUCUGUGAAGGUUUAGUUGAGAUGCGCAAAUCAAUGUUUACGGGACAAAAACUGAAAUAAAAAUCGACUUCCUCUAGAAUGCAGAAACUGAAUGUAGAGCAGAAAUAUUUAUGUUUGUAAAAUAACUGUUAAAUAAAGUUAUUCUUCAUUAUGUUCAUGGAA
This is a messenger RNA of Puntigrus tetrazona (Sumatra barb), 4653 nucleotides long. It is a transcript of the gene slc25a25b, whose product is annotated as solute carrier family 25 member 25b. Gene Ontology annotation, cellular component: mitochondrial inner membrane. The record is from RefSeq and is a predicted model, not a curated record. Bases 465 to 2084 code for a protein of 539 amino acids. Gene Ontology annotation, biological process: transmembrane transport. The transcript is spliced from 11 exons. Lineage: Eukaryota; Metazoa; Chordata; Actinopteri; Cypriniformes; Cyprinidae. Gene Ontology annotation, molecular function: ATP transmembrane transporter activity; calcium ion binding.